AUGGCCCUACAAGAGCGUCCGGACCCUCAUCACAUCCAUCGGGGCACCAUCACCUCGGUCCCCGACGCGGACACUCACUCGGCCAGCAGCAACACGGCCAUGUCCCCGGCGCACCACCACCACCACCACCACAACCACCACCAUCGGUCCCUCCUCUCGGCCACGGACGCGGCUCUCAACUUCGCCGCCAGCUUCCACCGCGACGCCCAGGCCUGCCGCGGCACGCUGGAGCGGCGCCGGCUGCACGAGACGUACCGCGACAAGAUCCUCGCCGUCGACGGCAUUGCCGCCAACGUUGCCGCCGCCCUGCUGCCGCUCCUCCGCGGCACGGUCCAGAACAGCUUGGAACACCACGAAGACGACAACGACGACGAAAAGGACGACUACGGCGUAGGCACAGGCACCAGCACAGACAACGGCAACAACCCCAGCCGUUGGAGCGAGUUCGACCGCCUCGCGCAGCGCGGGAGGAGGAUGCGCGACCGCGAGAGCCAGCACCUGCAGCACCGGUCCGGCAUCAUCGCCGCCUGGGGCCCCGAGUGCUUCGGCCACUACGGCUGGCACGCGCUGCCGCUGCCCCUGCUGCGCCAGCUGCACGACCUGGCCGUGCUGGUGCCGCGGUGGGGGGACGUCGUCGAGCUGCUCAACGCCAAGAUGCUGGAGCGCCACGAGCUGCGCGUCGUCGGCGGCCGGAACAAGGCGCUGAGGGUCGGCGAGCACUCGCCGGCGUCCAAGGUGCAGGCGGCCCACUCGCCCGUCGAGCGGUCGGACAUCCUGGCGGCCCUCGAGUGGGCGCAGACGAGAGUUGUGUCAUCGUCAUCGUCGUCGUCGUCGUCGGCAGCGGCGGCGCGGCGGGGGGUGAAGAGGGCGGCGCGGCGGAUCAACGGGGCGCCGAUCCGGGAGUUUGGGCUGAAGCGGGAUGCGUUUGGCAUGGUCGUGCCAUUGAACGAGUGUGAGACGGAGGACGAGAAGGACGAUGUCGAGGAGGAUGAAGAUGAGGUUGAUGAGGUUGAUGAGGAUGCGGAGGAUGUCGAGGAAAACGCCAACGACGGCCACAGUAUCGUUGGUCACCUCACCCGGCCGACGAAGCGGACCAGACUCUCAGCGUCGUCCACCAGAUACGGUCUCUCCGUCUCUCCGGAUGUCCAGAAAAGCCGUGAGACUCGUCAUGGUAGAGCUCGUGGCAAUCACAGCCCCGGUUCCGAGCCGGAAGACCUUGAAGAGUCUGAACUGCUGGAACAGUCUGAAGAAUCAGGCGCAGAGACCGGAGAUCAGGCUUUCGGGGAUGAGUCCGGCGACAGUGACCGCAUAUCCCCCGGUGCAUCACGGAUGACGGAGCAGGGAAUGAAGAACGAUAUUUACGCCGUUACAGGGACGAAAGAACAUUCUAUCCUCAGCAACCGGCCUGGAGUUGUGCAAGAGGCUCGGAUGGGCGGUACAGCUGGUCGAGGCGUAAAGGUAAACACACCCAGUCCCGCAUCUUGGCCAGAGGACGAGGAAACGGUCUCGGUGGCCGACGAACAACCGCGAGAUGCAACCAGGCCGGAGAGUACAGAAACAGGGGUCGAAAGCGAAGAAGAAUCUGGUGGAGACGAAACCAUGGCUUCAAGAGCGGCGAAAGACGGGGCGGAGGAAGAGACGACAGGGACCUCCAAGAGCCAGGACAAGCACCAUUUCGGCUUCGAAGACUCGGACGAUGGAUAUCAGGGGGACAGAGGAAAUUCAGAAACUGCUGUGGCGCACCAGCAAGGAAUUCAAGAGGAAAUGACCCCCAGGGCAAUCUUCCCGGGACCUACCCCGGUAUCGGAUGCGGUUCCCGGACAGAGCCGGGCAGGGAGACCAUCGGCGCUUCAAGGCCCGGCGAGUCACCCGGUGGCAGACCGAACGCUUACAUCGUCACUCAAUACUGGGGCAGCGGUCUCGAAACUGGGACACUACCUAUCUCCACCCCUUACGGGCGGUUCCGAGGGCACCGGACAGACUCCGGCAGCGCCGGGAUCGGGCCCGGUCUCCACCGGAAGCAGUUCGCCACUACUUCCACCACCACUACCACAGCAACAAACACAGCAACAACAACCAAAACAGCAAACGAUACUCCAAGAUCUGCAGGCCCGUCACACGGAAACCAUCCGCCGGCUCAUCAAAGACCUUUGCCGACCGCACGCCUCAGAAGAGGUCUCCCGCCACCGCCGCCUACAACUCGACUGGCUAGGCCGGGAGCGCUGGGCGCGCAUCUACGCCGCGCCGGACCCCUGCGGCCGCCGUCUGGGCCGCGGUUGCGUUUCGUCGCCCGACGAAGCCGACGUGUGGUACUUCACCUGGGCGUCCUUCCGCGAGCACGCCGAGGCCGGCGGCGUCUUCGGCCGCCCCGUCGUCGUCCGGCAGGAGUUCCAGGACAGCGGCGCCUACGACGUGGUCGACUACGUCGACAUGCUGUGGCAGCGGUUCCCCGAGAAGCAGGUCGACGUGCAGGACGGCGCGACGGGCGCCACCUCGUCCAUGAGCCUGGCCGAGUACUGUCUGGCAGUGGCCGACGUCGACCUCGGCUCGGCCGACGCCGCGGCGGCCAUCAGCAGCGUCACGAACCUCCGCCGGCUGGCGCGCGCCGAUGAGCCGCUGCUGAGCAGGCUCCCGCGGUUCCGGCUCCUCUCGACGCUCGCGGACCGCGUCGCGGGCACGGUAGGGCGGGGCGGGCACUUCAUCAUGAACGACGUCCAGGGUUGUCUGGGCUUCGACCUGCUCUCGUUCGCCGGGGCGUUCUCCGGGUCGUACGUGGAUCCCCUCGUCGGCAGCUGGACGCGGUGCCUCUCGGGGGUGCAGAUUGUGGCGGUGGCGACGGACCUCGACGACGCGGACUGGCGGGGGUUCGCGCGGGAGGGCCGAGGCUGGGCGCCGCCGGGCGGGGUGGGCGGCCGGUUGAUGGUGCUCGAGCAGGACGACGUGCUCUUCAUGCCGCCGGGCCUGCGGGCCGUGCGGGCAACUUUCACGCCGGAGCCGUGUCUGAUGGAGGGCGGCAUGCUGUGGGACGAGUGCAGCAUCGGCGAGAUUCUGGAGGGGCUCGUCUGGGUCGUCGAGAACCGGGCGUACGCGGAUGAUUCCAUCCACGUGGCUUUCCAGCUUUUCCCGCUCGUCGACGCCUUGGAGAGGUGGCUGGAUGACGAGAACUACGUCGGCCGGCCGUCAAGCCAGGCCGCGGCGGCCGAGCGGUAUCAGACGGUCAAGGCCGGGAUCCGGACGCUGCGAUCCCUGCUGCGGGUGACUCUGUGA
This is a messenger RNA of Colletotrichum destructivum, 3267 nucleotides long. RefSeq lists its product as uncharacterized. The record is from RefSeq and is a predicted model, not a curated record. Lineage: Eukaryota; Fungi; Ascomycota; Sordariomycetes; Glomerellales; Glomerellaceae. The transcript has a single exon. The coding region runs from base 1 to 3267 and encodes 1088 amino acids.